AUGAAGACCGCUAUUCUUCUAAGUGCCGCCUCGGCAGUCCUUCCUGUUGUCUCCGGGGCAGACAUUCUUCCCUACUGGGAUUCAACACGAUGCAUCGAUGAGCGGGUGGAUGAUCUCCUCUCCCGCAUGACCCUUGAGGAGAAGGCGGGGCAAAUGUUCCAUGCCCGCACCUCUCUAAUCAAUGAUACAUUCGACGCCAACAUCAAGUCAUACGUCGCCGACAAGCACAUCACUCACUACGUCUUCAGCGGUGGCGUCAACGACGCUCGUGUCGUGGCAGAAUGGCAAAACGCACUGCAGCAGUUUUCUCGCGACGAGGGCCUCGGUAUCCCCAUCACCCUCUCGUCAGACCCGCAGCACGGAUGGACUGACGACACGGCUGUAUCGAAUGUGGCCGCCUCGUUCUCACGGUGGACGGAACCCUUGGGUAUCGCAGCGCUCCGGUCGCCUGAGCUGGCACUCGAAUUCGCCAAGAUUGCGCGGGAGGAGUACGUGUCCGUGGGGAUCAGGCAGGCGCUUCACCCGACUGUCGAUAUCAUCACCGAGCCGCGCUGGGGACGCAACGCCCAGACAAUGGGCGAGGACGCCAACCUCACGAGCACCCUGCUGGUGGAGUAUAUCAAGGGCUUCCAGGGCGACAAAAUCGGACCGCACUCAGUCAUCACUACGACGAAGCAUUUCCCCGGUGGUGGCCCUAUGGAGAAUGGCGAGGAUUCGCACUUUGAAUGGGGCAAGAAUCAGACCUAUCCUGGCAACAAUCAGGAAUACCACCUCAUCCCCUUCCGUGCCGCGAUCAAGGCUGGCACCCGCCAGAUGAUGCCCUACUAUUCCCGCCCGAUCGACACCGAAUGGGAAGAAGUCGCAUUUGCAUUCAACAAGGGCGUCAUCACGGACCUUCUCAAGAAUGAGCUCGGCUUUGAAGGCAUCGUCGUAUCCGACUGGGGUGUCGUCACCACGCGCUUCUGGGGCGUCGAGGACCUGACCGAGCUGGAGCGUGCGCGCAAGGCCCUCGAGGCUGGCAUUGACAUUUUCGGUGGCGAGACGAAGCCCGAGCUGAUCGUCCAGCUUGUGAACAACGGGCAAAUCGCAGAAGAGCGCAUCGAUUACUCCGUCCGCAAGCUCAUGAAGGAAAAGUUCGAGCUCGGCCUCUUCGAUAACCCGUUUGUUAAUGUCGACGCCGCUGAAAGGGUCGUGGGCAAUGAGUACUUCAGCCGCCUCGGUAACGAGACGCAGCGCAGGGCUUUCACCCUCCUCACGAACCCGGACGAAUUCCUGCCUCUGCCCCAGUCGGCGCUCAACGCCAGCUUUUACGUCGAGGGCAUGGAUCCGGCAGCCCUUGAGGCCCGUAACCUCAAGGUCGUUGGUACUUCCGAGGAAGCCGACUAUGCCUUCCUCCGCCUCCCGUCGCCCUUCAAGCCGACGACGGCCUCGGGGCUGGCAGCCAGCAUCAACAACGGCUCCAUCGAGUUCAACGUCACAGAAAAGGCGCGCCAGGCAGAGAUUUACGCUACGGUCCCGACGGUGGUCGACAUCAAGUUCAACAGGCCACCUGCUGUGCCCGAGAUUGCAGAGGCAGCUGCCGCGCUGAUGGGGAACUACGGGAGCAGUCACGAUGCAUUCCUCGACAUCGUUUUUGGCGUCGACGGCUGGUUGCCGGAGGGCAAGUUGCCCUUUGACAUGCCGCGGUCGAUGGCUGCUGUCGAGGCUUCGAAGGAGGAUUUGCCUUUUGACACCGAAGACCCGCUAUUUGAAUUUGGCCAUGGCCUCUCGUACAGGGAGAGGUGUACGACAGGAUGCCGAUCCACGAGGCGCACUUGA
Verticillium alfalfae VaMs.102 is the source of this 1818-nucleotide messenger RNA. Its product is annotated as periplasmic beta-glucosidase/beta-xylosidase. The transcript has 2 exons. The record is from RefSeq and is a predicted model, not a curated record. NCBI's taxonomy places the organism in Eukaryota, Fungi, Ascomycota, Sordariomycetes, Glomerellales, Plectosphaerellaceae. The coding region runs from base 1 to 1818 and encodes 605 amino acids. Gene Ontology annotation, molecular function: beta-glucosidase activity. Gene Ontology annotation, biological process: glucan catabolic process.